Messenger RNA from Quercus lobata, 474 nucleotides. RefSeq names its product 14.7 kDa ribonuclease H-like protein. The transcript has a single exon. Bases 1 to 474 code for a protein of 157 amino acids. Gene Ontology annotation, molecular function: RNA-DNA hybrid ribonuclease activity; nucleic acid binding. The record is from RefSeq and is a predicted model, not a curated record. NCBI's taxonomy places the organism in Eukaryota, Viridiplantae, Streptophyta, Magnoliopsida, Fagales, Fagaceae.
AUGGAUGGAAAAUCAGUUGGCACAAUAUCAACACGGGAGACCUUGCGCUGGAAAGUCUACGUGGAUGGUGCGGCCAACCAAAGAGGAUCUGGAAUUGGGCUAGUUUUAAUAUCGCCUGAAGGCAUUACCAUUGAGAAAUCGCUAAGAUUCGAGUUCUCAGCUACGAACAACGAGGCUGAGUACGAAGCCUUACUUCAAGGGAUGAUGAUGGUUCAAAAAUUGGGUGGAAGGGCAAUGGAAGCGUUCUCGAACUCCAAAUUGGUCGUUGGCCAAGUGAUGGGUGAGUUAGAAGCUAGGGAUGCUGGAAUGCAGGAAUAUCUCGGCCGGGUCAAACGCCUACAGUCAGACUUUGAAUCCUUUAACCUAACGCAUGUUCCGAGAAGUGAGAACACACAUGCGGAUUCCCUAGCCACUCUAGCCACAUCCCCUGCACAUGACCUGCCCAGGACGAUCCUUGUUGAAGAUUUAUGCUAG